Diabrotica virgifera virgifera (western corn rootworm) is the source of this 563-nucleotide messenger RNA. RefSeq names its product cuticle protein 67-like. Lineage: Eukaryota; Metazoa; Arthropoda; Insecta; Coleoptera; Chrysomelidae. Bases 119 to 505 code for a protein of 128 amino acids. The transcript is spliced from 2 exons. The record is from RefSeq and is a predicted model, not a curated record.
CGAAAAUCAAGUUGCCCUUAGUGCAAUUUGGCUUUGGUUUUGGUAUAAAUUGAUACAAACAGUGACACGAUUUAUCAGUUCUUUGGCAGAUUUUUAAAGAACAACUCCAGAUUCUACAAUGGCUUUCAAGUUUGUUGUUUUCUGUUCCCUGCUGGUCUACGCUAGUGCUGGACUAAUUGGCGCUCCUCUUGCUCCUGCUGCAGUCGCUUAUACUGCACCAGCAUUGACAGCUGCACCCCUCCAAUACACAGCACCAGCAUUGACAUCACAAUCAUCAAACAUCUAUCGCAGCUUUGGAAACCUUGGCCAAAUAUCUACCUACUCCAAAUCAAUCGAUACACCCUUUUCAAGCGUGAGGAAAUCUGAUGUAAGAAUCUCAAAUCCUGGUGUACAACUGACCGCAGCCGAACACGUAGCUCAUCCUCUUCUAGGGGUAGCGUAUUCAGCUGCCCCUGCUGUAUCCCACGUCAAUUACGUUACUGGCUAUGCCCAUUAUGCUUUUUAAUAGGUUUAUUUUGUUAUUGUAUAUAAUUUGUAUUUAUUUAUGGUGACAAAUAAAAAAA